Molecule: messenger RNA, 1637 nt
Organism: Oldenlandia corymbosa var. corymbosa
Lineage: Eukaryota; Viridiplantae; Streptophyta; Magnoliopsida; Gentianales; Rubiaceae
Source: the annotation of a GenBank genome assembly
AAAAAAAUAAGAAAAAAAAGAAAAAAAAAAAAAAAUUUGGUUCAAUUUGCUCACAUGAAAGUUGAAACUUCCCCCUUCCUCAGCCCCUCUUCUCUCCCGGAUUCUUCUUCUUCCCAGUGACGCGGCAACCUUCAUUCAGCUCAUCUGUUCAUCUUCCGUCGGUUCACAUUUUGCCGGGUGGUAUAUUUUUCCCCUAAAUUCCGGUUCGUUUAUCUGAGAUUUAUGCUCUGCUUAAAUGUAAUUGACUUCUGCCGCUUACUUAUCGGUAUUCUUUUUAAUUUUUGUAGAGGAGUUUACAUUGUUGCCGACGUUCGGUGGUUUGAAUUGUGGAUAAACCUUCCAUGGCAACCGAAGGAGCUGAUUCUCGAUUUGAUGGUUCUGAGGAUGGCUCCCAGAAUCAAUCUCCUUCGCCGCGCAAAUCUCCGGCGCCGGAAGAUCACGAGGAGAAGUCUAUUCAUAUCAAGUUUCUCCUCUCAAAUGCUGAAGCGGGAUCCAUUAUUGGAAAAGGUGGCUCAACAAUAAAUGACUUCCAGACGCAGUCCGGAGCACGGAUUCAACUGUCACGCAAUUUUGAGUUUUUUCCUGGAACUUCUGAUAGAAUUGUAAUGGUAUCUGGAAUAGUCGACGACGUUCUCAAGGCAGUUGAUCUUAUUCUCACUAAAGUGCUUGACGAGUUUUAUGUUGAAGAAGGUGGAAAUGAGGAUCCCCACUUUAGAGUGAGGCUGGUUGUUCCAAAUGGCUCUUGUGGUGGAAUAAUUGGGAAGGGAGGAUCCAUUAUCAAGUCACUCAUUGAAGAUUCUCAAGCAAACAUAAAAAUAUCCCCACUGGAUACCAAUUUUCCAGGCCUAUAUGAUAGGCUAGUAACUGUGAGUGGAACUCUAGGGGAACAGAUGCGGGGCAUUGAGUUGAUUUUGUUCAAGUUGGCUGAAGAUCCUCAAUAUUUACAAUCGGUCAAUGCUCCAUUUCCUUAUGCAGUUUCAGGAAUGCCCUACAAUGGAGUGAACUAUGCACCAAAUGGAGUUGGGGGUAAAUUUCAGAACCCAAGGUUCCAGAACAAGGGUAAUCAACAGGAAGACCGGAGUAACUCAGUGACAAUUGGUGUGCCUGACGAUCGUAUAGGUUUAGUUGUUGGUCGUGGUGGAAGGAAUGUUGUGGAAAUUAGUCAACUAACUGGUGCAAGAAUCAAAAUAUCUGAAAGGGGUGAUUUCAUGUCCGGAACAUCUGAUAGGAAAGUAACAAUCACUGGAUCACAAAGAUCGAUUCGCGCUGCUGAGGCCAUGAUUUCUCGGAAAGUAUCCUCUGUCGUGGAGAGCUGAUAACAAUGCUGGGGAUAAGUUAUUCUCUGAACUCUGAAGAGGGCACCUUUUUUUCAUUAAGUCAAAGGAAAAUUUUUACAUGACAUUUGUAAGAGUAGAAAUCCAUAAGUCCCAUAACUGCUUCCUUUAUAAAUUAAUAGCUAUUUUAUACAUAUGAUAGUGUAAUUCUUCAAACCGCAGGCAUUAUUAAAUUUGAGAGGUAUUUAAAAUCCAGCUUUUAGAGUUAAAAAUUUUAGCAGUCCCCCAAUCGGUGUGGUUUCUCUGCAGUUUUUCUGUAUGCUAUGGGAGUUUCACUUUCGCAAGGGUCUAUUAUCAAGUUUC